Molecule: messenger RNA, 3877 nt
Organism: Solanum pennellii
Lineage: Eukaryota; Viridiplantae; Streptophyta; Magnoliopsida; Solanales; Solanaceae
Product: calcium-transporting ATPase 2, plasma membrane-type-like
Exons: 6
Coding region: 313-3444 (1043 amino acids)
Biological process (GO): calcium ion transmembrane transport
Cellular component (GO): membrane; intracellular membrane-bounded organelle
Molecular function (GO): ATP hydrolysis activity; P-type calcium transporter activity; calmodulin binding
Source: RefSeq, a predicted model, not a curated record
UAAUGUUAAACCAAGUAUUCAUAGCGUCUUUCACCCAAAACUCGGAUCCAUCUUCUUCACUACUCCUUAAUUCUUUUACUAUUAUUAUUAUUCUCCUUGUCUCCUUAAAGCUCCCACACACACCACAUUUUUCUACUUUUGUUUCUGCAAAUAUAUUCUUUCGCAACAAUGUCUUGGAAACUUCUUACCCCAAUUUAACUUUUUCUCUCUUCACCGUGUUACUGUUCUUUCAUCAAAGUAACCGUUUGUCUAUAUAUAUUGAUUUGUAUUUGUAAUAACUAAAACAGAGAAGAAAAAAUAAUUAAAAUAAACAUGGAGAGCUAUUUGAAUGAGAAUUUUGGAGGAGUGAAGGCGAAGCACUCCGAGGAGGAGAUGCUUCGCCGAUGGAGGAGCCUUUGUGGUGUAGUUAAGAAUCCAAAACGUCGAUUUCGUUUCACUGCAAAUCUCUCAAAGAGAUAUGAGGCUGCUGCCAUGCGCCGUACAAAUCAUGAGAAAUUGAGGGUAGCAGUUUUGGUUUCCAAGGCUGCAUUUCAGUUCAUAUCAGGUGAAUUUCAAUUUAUCCUUCAGUUUAAUAAGGUAACCCAAUGGGAAAAUCUCAAGGUGUUAAUUCUGUGGCUUGCAGGUGUGCAAGUAAGUGACUACACUCUCCCUGAUGAAGUUAAAAAAGCUGGUUUUCAAAUUGACGCGGAAGAGCUAGGAUCCAUAGUUGAAGGCCAUGAUCUGAAAAAGGUGAAAUUUCACGGUGGAGUGGAUGGUAUUGCAAAUAAACUGGCUACUUCAAGUACCGAUGGGCUAUCUACACGUGAUUAUAGUACUCUAAUCCACAGACAAGAGAUAUUUGGAGUUAAUAAAUUCCAAGAAAGUGAAGCUCGGAGCUUUUGGUUAUUUGUUUGGGAAGCCCUUCAGGACAUGACCCUCAUGAUCCUCGGUGCUUGUGCAUUUGUUUCUCUCCUUGUUGGCAUUGCAAUGGAGGGAUGGCCAGAUGGGGCUCAUGAUGGCCUUGGUAUAGUAGCUAGCAUUUUGUUGGUGGUCUUUGUUACUGCAACAAGUGAUUAUCGCCAAUCCUUGCAGUUCAGAGACCUGGAUAAAGAAAAAAAGAAAAUAGCCAUCCAAGUUACUAGGAAUGGGUACCGACAAAAGAUGUCUAUAUAUGAUCUAGUACCAGGUGAUAUUGUUCAUCUCGCAAUAGGAGAUCAAGUCCCUGCAGAUGGACUCUUUCUUUCAGGAUUUUCUGUUUUAAUCGAUGAGUCCAGUUUGACUGGUGAAAGUGAGCCAGUGACAGUCACCGCUCAGAAUCCCUUUCUUCUUUCUGGAACCAAGGUUCAAGACGGGUCUUGUAAGAUGUUGGUAACAACAGUUGGGAUGAGGACUCAGUGGGGAAAACUAUUAGCAACUCUCAGUGAAGGCGGAGAUGAUGAAACUCCAUUACAGGUCAAACUAAAUGGAGUGGCAACAAUCAUUGGGAAAAUAGGCCUUUUCUUUGCUGUUGUGACUUUUGCAGUACUUGUGCAGAAAAUGUAUAGCCGUAAACUUACAGAAGGAUCACACUGGAGCUGGUCUGGAGGAGAGGCUAGGGAAUUAUUAGAAUACUUUGCAAUUGCAGUUACAAUUGUAGUGGUUGCAGUUCCUGAAGGACUUCCCCUGGCUGUGACGUUAAGUCUUGCAUUUGCCAUGAAAAAGAUGAUGAAUGAUAAGGCACUUGUCCGGCAUUUAGCAGCUUGUGAGACAAUGGGCUCUGCUACAACUAUUUGUAGUGACAAAACUGGCACGUUAACAACCAACCGUAUGACUGUAGUGAAAACAUGCUUCUGUAUGAAUGUCAAGGAUGUGCAAAAGCCGAGUGAUGCAUCCUCCCUUUGUUCUGAAAUACCUGAUUCUGUACUCAAAACUUUGCUGCAGUCAAUUUUUAACAAUACUGGAGGAGAAGUUGUAGCUACCAAGCACGGGAAACCUGAGAUAUUGGGAACACCAACUGAGACUGCUAUAUUGCAGUUUGGUUUAUCACUUGGUGGCGAUUUUCAGAAAGAACGACAAGCUGGGAAACUUAUAAAAGUUGAACCAUUUAACUCUACAAGGAAACGCAUGGGUGUGGUGCUGGAGCUUCCUGAAGGAGGUUUAAGGGCUCAUACUAAAGGCGCUUCGGAAAUAGUUUUAGCUGCCUGUGACAAGGUAAUUAAUUCCAGUGGGGAGGUUGUUCCCAUGGAUGAAACAUCAACUAACCAUCUGAAGACCACAAUUGAUCAGUUUGCCAAUGAAGCUCUUCGCACUUUGUGUCUUGCAUAUAUGGAGCUGGAUAAAGGAUUCUCCCCUGCUGCUGAUAUUCCAGUUUCUGGGUAUACUUGUAUAGGUAUUGUAGGUAUAAAGGAUCCUGUUCGUCCUGGAGUCAGGGAGUCUGUUGCACUCUGUCGUUCAGCUGGGGUCACUGUUCGAAUGGUUACUGGAGAUAACAUCAAUACUGCAACAGCCAUAGCUAGGGAAUGUGGUAUACUGACUGAUGCUGGUAUCGCCAUUGAAGGUCCAGUUUUCCGGGAGAAGAGUCAAGAAGAAUGGCUAAAACUGAUUCCCAAAAUUCAGGUGAUGGCUCGGUCUUCACCACUAGACAAGCACACGUUGGUCAAACAAUUGCGUACCACAUUCAAUGAAGUGGUAGCAGUUACUGGUGACGGAACUAAUGAUGCUCCUGCACUUCAUGAAGCAGAUAUUGGACUUGCUAUGGGCAUUGCUGGAACUGAGGUUGCCAAAGAGAGCGCCGAUGUGAUCAUAUUGGAUGACAAUUUCUCCACAAUUGUGACAGUAGCCAAAUGGGGACGUUCAGUCUAUAUAAACAUUCAGAAAUUCGUUCAGUUUCAGCUGACUGUUAAUAUUGUUGCAUUGGUUGUCAACUUCUUGUCAGCUUGUUUUACUGGAACUGCUCCACUUACUGCUGUUCAACUCCUGUGGGUUAACAUGAUCAUGGACACUUUAGGAGCCCUUGCCCUCGCGACAGAGCCUCCUCACGAUGAACUAAUGAACAGAGCCCCAGUAGGCAGGACGGGAAAUUUUAUAAGUAACGUCAUGUGGCGGAAUAUCUUGGGACAAUCCUUAUACCAGUUCGUAGUAAUAUGGUUUCUUCAGUCAGUCGGAAUGGGAUUUUUUCGUUUAAGUGGCCCUGAUGCCACACUAACCCUCAAUACAAUUAUCUUCAACACAUUUGUAUUCUGCCAGCUCUUCAAUGAAAUAAACUCCCGAGAGAUGGAAAAAGUUGAGGUUUGGGAAGGAAUGCUUGAUAAUUACGUAUUUGUUGUAGUUAUCAGCGUAACACUUGUGUUCCAAAUCAUAAUUAUAGAAUAUCUGGGGACAUUUGCAAGCACAACACCUCUUUCAUUCUGGCAAUGGUUUGUUAGUGUAUUUUUCGGAUUCUUGGGCAUGCCAGUUGCAGUAGCCUUAAAGGGGUUUGAGGUAUGAAGUAAAUAAAUUGAAGGUACCAGGUCUUUUUGAUAUUGCAGCCUCAGUUACACAAUUGUAGAUCCCAAAAUUCCUUCACAUUUUCCCUGGUUUUUCUUUAGCUCUAGGGGAAAAAGAAAAAAGAAAACACCAAAAGAAUUAGGAGGAUGAAUCCAGUAUUCAAAAGUUUGUGAUUUGUGAAGAGUGUCUAGCCUAGGCUUUCAAGCAGCUUGUGAUUCACCUAAAAUUUCAGCACAUAGAACAGUAUCAACUCCUUCAAACAGCUACUUGUAGUUCUUUAGCAUUUUUCUGAUUUGUUGGAUUUGUCAUGUAAUUAUAACUUUACCUGUUGAUGAAGAGAUUUUUCCUUUAAGCUUCCAGUUCCUUCUAUCUAAGUGUGGCUCUUCUUGUUCUGUUUGUUGGAUAAAAUGCAAUAAAGGAACAUUGUCAAAUU